Cyprinodon tularosa is the source of this 319-nucleotide messenger RNA. RefSeq names its product serum amyloid A (gene saa). NCBI's taxonomy places the organism in Eukaryota, Metazoa, Chordata, Actinopteri, Cyprinodontiformes, Cyprinodontidae. Gene Ontology annotation, cellular component: extracellular region. The record is from RefSeq and is a predicted model, not a curated record. The transcript is spliced from 2 exons. Bases 8 to 274 code for a protein of 88 amino acids.
UAAGGAAAUGUACAGAGCCUACAGCGACAUGAGAGAGGCCAACUGGAAAAAUUCUGACAAAUACUUUCAUGCCAGAGGAAACUAUGAUGCUGCGCGGAUAGGACCAGGAGGGAAAUUCGCUGCUUGGAUUAUCAGCGAUGCCAGAGAGCUCUAUCCGGCAGUAACUGGUAGUGGUGCUGCGGACUCAGCAGCUGAUCAAGAAGCAAAUCGUUGGGGUCGGAACGGAGGAGAUCCCAACCGUUACAGACCCCCAGGCCUACCUUCUAAAUACUGAGAAUAUAAUACGUGGUCUAAUAAAACUCAUGAUAAACAUGUAUUU